Molecule: messenger RNA, 853 nt
Organism: Homarus americanus (American lobster)
Lineage: Eukaryota; Metazoa; Arthropoda; Malacostraca; Decapoda; Nephropidae
Product: classical arabinogalactan protein 9-like
Exons: 1
Source: RefSeq, a predicted model, not a curated record
GGGUCUGUCUCCCCAAGUGCCUCUGUCUCCCCAAGUGCCUCUGCCCCAGUGCCUCUGUCACCCCCAAGUGCCUCUGUCUCCCCAAGUGCCUCUGUCACCCCCAAGUGCCUCUGUCACCCCAAGUGCCUCUGUCUCCUCCAAGUGCCUCUGUCACCCCCAAGUGCCUCUGUCACCCCAAGUGCCUCUGUCCCCAAGUGCCUCUGUCACCCCAAGUGCCUCUGUCACCCCCAAGUGCCUCUGUUACACCCAAGUGCCUCUGUCUCCCCCAAGUGCCUCUGUCGCCCCAAAGUGCCUCUGUCGCCCCAAGUGCCUCUGUACCCCCAAGUGUCUGUCUCCCCCAAGGCCUCUGUCACCCCCAAGUGCCUCUGUCACCCCCAAGUGCCUCUGUCUCCCCCAAGUGCCUCUGUCUCCCGCCAAGUGCUCUGUCUCCCCAAGUGCCUCUGUCUCCCCCAAAGUGCCUCUGUCUCCCCCAAGCGCCUCUGUCACCCCCAAGUGCCUCUGUCUCUCCAAGUGCCUCUGUCUCCCCCAAGUGCCUCUGUCUCCCCCAAGUGCCUCUGUCUCCUCCAAGUGCCUCUGUCCCCCCAAGGCCUCUGUCUCCCCCGUGCCUCUGUCUCCCCAAGUGCCUCCUGUCUCCUCCAAGUGCCUCUGUCUCCCCCCAAGUGCCUCUGUCUCCCCAAGUGCCUCUGUCCCCCAAGUGCCUCUGUCUCCCCCAAGUGCCUCUGUCCCCCAAGUGCCUCUGUCACCCCCAAGUGCCUCUGUUACACCCCGAGCUUCGUCAUAUGGAGCCGGCAGAUGUGACGUGCACGACUCCUGUGAUGUGCACUACUCCUGUGACGUGCACGACUAUAAUUAA